This is a messenger RNA of Penicillium odoratum, 2454 nucleotides long. RefSeq names its product reverse transcriptase. The transcript has a single exon. Bases 1 to 2454 code for a protein of 817 amino acids. NCBI's taxonomy places the organism in Eukaryota, Fungi, Ascomycota, Eurotiomycetes, Eurotiales, Aspergillaceae. The record is from RefSeq and is a predicted model, not a curated record. Gene Ontology annotation, molecular function: catalytic activity.
AUGAAGCAUCUCUUCGGUGAGGAAGGGGUGCGGAAGUGCGAUAUCCUGGCUAUCCAAGAGCCUGAGAUAUUCAAUUGGAUGGAACCCGAGAUGGGCGUCCAUUCGCAGACACUUGGUGGCCGGUUUCAUGCACUUCUCCGGCCUACACCCACAGCCGUCCGCGAGGAAGCAGCACGCACGCAGCCCCGUGUCUGCUUCUUCGUAUCGAAAGGGAUCAACCCGAAAUCGUGGUCGAUCAGACACCACAGCAGAGACGCCAGCACGCUGACCGUGGAAACCGGGGCCGGCCAGCUGCAUGUGCAUAAUAUAUAUCUUCCGGGGAAGUUCAACGACCCAGAGCGUACGCAGGAAGUGAAAGAAGGUUUAGCCGCGCUCUGUGUAGCCCUACGCGGCUACCACAGUGGGCAGCAUGUCGCGGUUGGUGAUUUCAACCUCCACCACCCGCUGUGGUCGACGAUCCAGCAGGCCCAGCUGCCGGACGACGACGCAGACGACCUGAUUCGCAUAAUGGGUGAUUUUGGCCUAGAUCUACUCACAGAGAAAGGCACAGUCACAUUCGAAGGGCCUGUCUAUGGCAAUAUUGUGCGUAGCACGAUCGAUUUAACGUGGACCGCGGCGUCUCUCGCGGACCGUGUGAUUCGCUGCACUCCAUGCCGCCAGUGGUGGUACGGAGCCGACCACGUGCCGAUUCUCACUGAAUUCGACGUCCGUACCUCGCCAGCAGGGGUUAGAGAGCGCCAGGACUGGCGGGCCACGGACUGGGAGGCCUGGUGUAAGGCCCUUGAGAGAUAUAUCACGAAGGAAGGGUGGAGUAUAUCGGGUCCUGGCUGGGUGCUCGAUAUAGCUGAGAAAGUGGACGAAGCUGUGAAACGGGUGAUGGACGCUGUAUUAGCGGCAUCAAAGGAUACUGUCCCCGUACGGAAGAUCCACCCAGGACACUCAUAUCCCACGUAUACGCCCGCGCUCGCCCCGCUAAAGCAGCAGGUGCGCCGGGCACGCCGCACGUGGCAACAGACCCAUAACGAGGACGAUCAUGAAGCUUUUCGGCAGCUGCGCCACCAGCUCGGCCGGGAAAGUAAGAAGAUGGGUCGUCAGGCCCAUAGAGAGAGAGUGGAGGAAGCUACUACGUCUAUCGACGGAUUCUGGCGGUUAGCAAAGUGGGCAAGGUCUCGGGGGGUCCCCAGAUCUUCUCACACCCCCACACUCCGAGUUGGGGAACGCGAAUUCACUACCACAGAUGAGAAAGCAGCAUGCUUUCGAAUAGCGCUUUUCCCACCGGCCCCUACCGCGGAUCUCUCUGAUAUCGAUGGAUACACGUAUGCAGACGCUGUCCCCAUGCCGCCUACCGUCUCUCCAUCCGAAGUUGAACAUGCUAUUCGCAGGGCCACCCCGUACAACGCCCCAGGCCCGUCUGGCAUCCCGAACGCCGUAUGGAAGCACGGGUUGGACGUACCAGGAUUCUCCACCUUUAUCACGGCCAUCUUCAACGCCUGCAUUAUCCUAGGCUACUGCCCACGGGCGUUCAGAGAUAGUAUAACAGUCGUGAUCCGGAAGCCAGGCAAGCCAGAUUACACUAAUCUGAACGCAUGGCGGCCGAUCUCGCUGUUAGAAACCCUCGAAAAGGCACUCGAAUCGAUUAUCGCUACACGCCUAUCAUACCUUGCAGAGGAGUAUGGCCUACUGCCAGAAACGCAUAUCGGAGGGCGUGGCGGCCGUUCCUGUGACCAUGCUAUCCACAUGCUGCUCGAAGCAGUAUACGACGCAUGGAGAAAGGACCGGCGGGUCGCUUCGCUUCUCACGUUAGACGGUAGCGGGGCCUUCGAUAACGUCUCGCAUAUACGACUGAUCCACUGUCUACGGAAGCGACGCAUCCCGGAGAUUAUCACAAACUGGCUGAUUAGCUUCUUAUCAAAUCGAAGCACAACCCUCUUACUGCAAGAAGGACGCUGUGCAAACGAACUGGUUGCUACCGGGAUCCCACAAGGUUCACCACUAUCACCAAUUUUGUAUCUUUUCUACAACUCAGACCUGAUCGACGAUAUCCACGCAGCUGCUCCUGGCCGGGUGCUAGUGACAGGAUAUAUCGACGAUAUCUGCAUCCUUGUGUGGGGCGUUUCCCCUACUCGCAAUUGUCUACUUCUCUCCGAACUACACGCUGUUGCUGAGACGUGGGCGAAACGGCACGCAUCUAAGUUCUCUCCAUCAAAAUAUGGUCUUAUUCACUUCUGGAAGAGGGGUGCUGGCGCGCUGCCCCCGUACGGCGUCCAGCCACAGACCCCAGCCCUCACAGGCUCUGUCACGAUUCAGGGCAUCGAAAUCAAGCCGGUGGCUUCUCUACGAUACCUCGGGGUUAUUCUUAACGAAAAUCUCACAGCGCGUGACCACUUACUCCGCUGCCGUAAACGAGCCUAUAUAUUUCUUCAAGUUUAUGUUGAAUAUUGGUCAAUCCACUAA